GUUGAAAACAGUGAAUGAACUCAACGAAGAGGCUAAGAAAUUCCUCGAGGAUGAAAUGAAGGCAAACAAAGGGUGUCUGAAUGGGUGGUGUCCAAAUUUGAAGUCACGCUACUCCUUGAGCAGAAAAGCUACAAAGAAAACUCAAAGUGUGGAAGAGCUACGUGGAGAAGGAGAUUUCUCUAGAGUGUCCUAUCCUGCAGUUGCACCUACUGUGGGGACAACAUUUGCAUUCACUAGAGGUUUUAAGGGGUUUGAAUCUAGAAGUUUGACUAUGAAUGGAGUUAUGGAGGCACUGACAGAUGAUAGUAUCUAUGUGAUUGGGAUAUGUGGGAUGGGAGGGGUUGGUAAACAGCUAUGGUGAAAGAAGUUGCCAAGAAAGCAGAAGAAAAGAAGAUGUUUCAUAAAAUCGUGAUGGUAGUAGUGUCGCAAAACCCAGAUUUGAUUAUAUUCAAGGUGGGAUAGCCAAAAUAUUGGGUUUUGAAUUAUCUGGGGGAAACAAUUUAUUUGCCAGAGCAGGGGAACUAGGAUCAAGAAUAUUGAUGGCAGGAAGAAUCCUUGUAAUAUUGGAUGAUGUUUGGAAGAGACUAGGAUUGAAUGAUAUUGGAAUUCCAUGUGGAGAUCAUUACAAGGGUUGCAAAAUUGUGAUGACUUCAAGAAGUGAAGAUGUAUGCAUUGGCAUGGACACAGACAAGAAUUUCAAGGUUUGGUGUCUUAAGUGAAAAAGAAGCAUGGAAUCUUUCAAGGAGAUGGCUGGAAUUUCUAACGACGGUACAAGUCACCCAACUGAUUUGCAGUUGACACAAAUGGCAGUUGUGAAGGAAUGUGGAGGCUUGCCGAUUGCUAUUGUUACAGUUGGGAGGGCUCUUAGAUCCAAAAAAAUACCUUCAUGGGAUUCUGCUCUUGAACAAAUGCGAAAGUCUAUGGUCAAAAACAUCACUGAAGAGUAGGUGAAAAGGUGUUUAAACCUCUGAAGUUGAGUUACAAUUACUUAGAAAGUGAGGAAGCUAAGAAAUGCCUUUUGUUUUGUUCCUUAUAUCCAGAAGAUUUUGAUAUUCCAAUCGAAGAUCUUGUCAGAUAUGCAAUUGGGAUAGAGUUGUUUGAGCACAUUGAUAAUGUGAGCCAAGCAAAAGACAGGGUAUAUUCCAUAGUUGAUACAAAAAAAAAAAAAUAAUGCCCAAUUAUAUUCCAUAGUUGAUGAUUUACAAAAAUGCUAUCUAUUGCUGGAUAGUUCAAAAAAGAGUGUGUCAAAAUGUAUGAUGUCAUACGUGAUGUGGCUAUAUCAAUUGCAUCCGAGCAACAUUCGUUUAUGGUGAGAUGUGACGAAGUACUAGAAGACUGGCCAGAGAAUGUUCGACUAAAAAAUUAUGCUGUAAUUUCAUUAAAACUUGAUGGUAUGCAUGGGCUUCUUGGUAGUUUAGAAUUUCCAAAUCUCAAGCUUCUACAGCUGGAUUGCAAUGCUAGAUUACCACGAAUCUCAUAUGAUCUCAACAAAAGAAUGGAGGUCAAAGUACAAGAGACCCAAGAUAGUUUCUACCAAGGAAUGAAAGAACUUAAAGUGCUAGCUUUAUCCUAUAUGUUCAGCUCAUUGCCAACGUCAUUUGGAUGCUUGAUCAACCUCCGAACCUUGUCACUUUUUCGUUGCCGACUUAUUGAUGAUGAUAUCUCUGUAAUCGGAGCAUUAGAGAAUCUGGAAAUUUGAGCUUUGCUGGCUCUUAUAUCAAGGAAUUGCCAAAGGAAAUAAUAGGUCACCUUGCUCACUUGAAGGUACUUGAUUUGUUGGGAUGUAUAGUGGAAAGGAUUUACCCUGGGGUUUUGUCAAGCUUAUUAAAGCUAGAAGAGCUGUAUUGGAACCACCUUUCAACGGUGCUGUAAAGUUGAAGAAAGUAAAGAAGGUGCUAAAGCGAUUAUCGAUGAGCUGGUGUCCUUGUCCAAUUUGGUGGCUUUGGAUAUUGCUCUAAUAAACAUUACCUUCUGGCCGAGAGGUUUGGUUGUUGAGAAGGUAAAAAAGUUUAAUAUAGUUGGCGUGACUGACUUUGACUACAUCCUUGACCCUUGUUAUUCAUUAUCAAAUCUGUUGGAGCUCCAAGUUCAAAAUGUGAGUGACAUUAUUGAAACAAGGCUUAAUUUGCUGUUGAAAGGCACUGAAAUUCUGGAUGUAAACUCAAGAACAAAAGGUUUGAAAAUUCUGUGUGAUUUGGUCGACAAAGAUGGGUUUGAAUGCUUAAUGAAGUUGAGCCUACGGUAUGAUUUGGAAUACCUCAUCAAUACAGCAGAUGGGGUUCCACAGAGUGCUUUCCUUGUGUUAGAGUUUCUGAAUCUUCAUGGUCUACGUAAUUUCAAAGGGAGCUAGUCAUGAAUGCCGACUACCGAACAAGGCUUUCAGUGCAUCGAAAGUGUUGGUAAUGGAAUACUUGUCUGAACUGACAAAUUUGUGGAAGGUUCCCACCCAACUUGUAUGGCUUGGCAACCUGAUGUCUGUACAUGUGUGGCAUUGUGAGAAACUGGAAAGUAAGUUCUCACUUUUCAUAGCUAGAGAUCUAGUGCAACUGCAGGACCUUUCCAUAGGACGCUGUGAUAUGAUGGAAAUUAUUGUUUCGAGUGAAGGAGGAGAGCAUGAAAUGGCAACAGAUAAAAUUGAGUUUCCUAAACUAAAGCAAUUGCAUCUUAGAAACCUGCCAAGUUUUACUGCUAUCUGCAAAGCUAUGAAUAUAAUUGAGCUGCCACAACCGAGUUACUUGGCACUGUGGGAAAUACCAAAGCUGAAGCGUCUCUGCCUGCUUCAGAUUCAGAGAGUAAUUGUGAUCCCAUCAUUCAACCCCUCUUCAACAAGAAGGUUCUGCUUUUCUCUGGUGUGCUUUAUGAUUGCUCUUUUCUUUGAAAGCUUUUUAAAGAAGAAGAAGAAGAUGAAGAUGAACAAGCAAAGUAAUACUGGUAGUGGACAGAACAACAUGCACAAGAAGUUGUUCAUUGUUGUCUCUUCUUAUUACAUAUAAUACAAAGGUGUUUUUGCAACUUUGCCUUUGCAUUUUGCAUGUCCUACCCACCCACCCACACCCACCAUAUAUUCUUGGUGAUGGACAGAACAACAUACACAAGAAGUUGUAACUCAUAUAUUCUUGGUGAAUUGAAUAUGGAGUCAGAUGCAUCUAGUGGGCAACAAGCUUCAAAAGAAAAUGAAUAGGUAUGCAUUUCUCUGCUUUUAAUGAAUUUUUCAGCUUAUUAUGAAUUAGAUUAUAAAUGAUGUUGUAGAAUGAAAUUUCAAGUUGUCUGUUGAUCAGGAAAUAAUGUGUUAGCACUUAGCAUUGGUAAAUUGCUCAGACAAUUCUAAUAUCUCCCAUUUGAUGUUGUUGAAUUGAAUGGCCUAGAUAUGGCAUAUGAACAGAUUUGUAGAUUUCAGAUCUGGAUGUUCAUGAGUGAGCGAAAGAAUAAAGAAACAAUCAAACUAAAGUACCUAGGUUAAGCCUUUUGGGCUGGUAGAAGACUGAUGUUACAUUAAAUGGGUUACACAACUUGUACAUAUAUUAUCCUUUUGUCUUUCAUGAGUGAAGUACGGCUUAAUUUAUUCAUACUGCUAUUUUGAAAGUAUGGAUAAGUUAAUAUACUUAUUGUUUCUUUUGAUUUCCUAGGUUUUUGAUGUAUUUGAUGAAAGGAAAAAUGGUGUCAUUGAAUUUGAUGAAUUUGUCCAUGCACUCAACGUCUUCCAUCCCUAUGCUCCCACAGAAGACAAAAUAGACUUUAGGGAUCAGAUGCAAUCUUUUUAUUCUUAUUAUCAAAACAUAUCUCAUGAACUUAACCUCUUGGUGUUACCUUCGUGAUGCCCUACAGUUGCAUUUAGGCUUUACGAUUUGAGGCAAACUGGGUUUAUUGAGCGAGAAGAAGUAAGUAUUUUACACUGUAAACUUAGCAAUUGUUGCCACAACUAAUGUUAAAACAAAUACAUGCUCUGAGAAACAUAGACAGUUGAUACACUAAUUGUGUUUGGAGGUUUUCGAACCUUUUUGAACUCAUUAUUAAGGUGGCUUGCAAGUUGCAAGCUUUUGAAUCAAAUUGGUGCUACAUCAGGUUCUGCAUUUUGUAGAUCGAUCUCUCUCUCUCUCUCACACACACACACACACAUGCAUUGUAAAAGAAGUCACAUUACUCUUCCCUUUUGUGCUUAUAUUUAUGGGCAUGCAUAUGAGCAUAAAUGUUUGACUCUCAUACAUAAAACAUUCAUAAUAACCAAUGGCUGCCUCAAUUUAUCAGGAUCUUGGGGACCUUAAGAACAGGAAUGAUUUGAUGGCCAAUUCUUUGCUCCAUAAUUUUUAAUAUAUUGGGACAUAAGGCUUAGUUUGGUUUGAUUUAUGCUUUAAAUUUACUGCUAUUGACAAAUGUGUGAAUGACUAGAUGAAUAUAAUCUUUUUUAUUGAAAUAAGUUUGCAUUUGUUAUCAUGCUUUUGCUAAGGCAGUCAACUGGUCAAUAAUUUUGAGAGGUUUCUUUCUUCUCUAAAUCUUACUCGUAAUUACCACCAAUUUUUCAUCAUGUACCUAUCAUAUCCAAUAACUAUUACAAUAAUUUUGUACCUUCAUCAAACUAUAAAUGGCUAAUCAGUUUACUCAAUCAUCAAACUAUUCAAAAAUUCAGAACACCACUCACACCACUUGUCCUAUAUAUAAAGUAUACAAGUUGUUUAGUGUGAAUUAUUUGUCACACUCUUUGCAUUAACUGAUUCAAUAUUUUAAAACUCAACAACCCUUAUUUCAUAUUUUUUAUUCGUAAAUUACAAAUAGUGUGUAUAUAUAUGUAUGUAUAUAUGUGCUAUUUGUAAUCAACUUUUUGGAAGUUAAGUGGAAGAUAAUGGACUAGCAUUGCAAUUUAGGGAAGAUAAGAAAACUGUUGAAGCAUUUCAUUAACACGUUGUGUGCAUGAGACUUGUUUGGACAAAUUAAGGGGGGCUAGCAAAAACAUGCCUUUGGACUUUGCAAUUAGUUUUAGAUAACACACAAAGUGAUAAAAAAAAAAAAUAAAUAAAUAAUAAAUAACUAAAUACACGAGUUAUAAAUGUUUCAUAACACAAUAUCGAUGCACAUGCUCUUUCAUGCACGUUUUGAGUUUUGGUUUUGCUAAUGCUGUCAUUCUUGGUGUGAUGUUUCUUAAC
Messenger RNA from Camellia sinensis, 5138 nucleotides. Lineage: Eukaryota; Viridiplantae; Streptophyta; Magnoliopsida; Ericales; Theaceae. The record is from RefSeq and is a predicted model, not a curated record.